UUUUGUUCAAAAAGAAAAGUGGUUUUUAUCUCUCAUGUAUAAAAUUUUAGCAGAAAAUUCAAUAAAUGGUGCAUUAACAAAAAUAAUUUAAAUUUUUCAUAAAAUCGUACCGUUUAAAACUAACCAACUAAGUCAUGUCCGAACAGGAAUCCAUUAACAACAGUGAUACCGAAACCGAAAGUACUGAGGAUGAAGUGGAACCAAAAUUCAAAUACCAACGUAUUGCCAAUGAUCUACGGAAGAUACUUAACACGGAUGUGCUUACAUGUAGUGCGGUGCAUCCAAAGUUUUUAAUAUUUGGCACAUUUCUGGGUCGUAUCUACUUGUUCGAUCACAAAGGUAAUUCGGUUACUUCUCAUCUCUCCGAUGGACCAAAUGAUUACUCACAUACUGUCGCCGUAAAUCACAUCGAUGUGGAUGCUAAGGCAGAAUAUGUAGCCACCUGCUCCGAUGAUGGAAGGGUGAAUAUAACUGGCUUGUUCAGUGAUGAAAACAAUCAGCAUCUAACCUUUGGCAAAUCGAUAAAAGCUGUGGCAUUAGAUCCAGAUUCCAAAACAGUAGCAGGCAAGCGUUUUAUUAUAGGAGAUGACAAACUUACGCUAUUCGAAAAGAAUUUCUUGAAAAAAUUGAAAACAACUGUGCUAUCCAGCGCUGAGGGAUAUGUAUUAUCUAUUUGUUGGAACGGUUCCUUUGUAGCUUGGGCCAGUUAUUUGGGUGUACGGGUCUAUGAUCUAAAUGAAAAGUGUUCACUAGGUCUCAUGAAAUGGGAAGAGCCAGUCAAUGCGCGCUUGGAGAACUUCCGCUGCAAUUUUCGCUGGUCGAAUGCUACAACUUUGCUUAUUGGCUGGGUGGAUACAAUACGAAUUUGUGUUAUACGCCGUCGAAAUUCUAUCGAAGUAGCUUCGCGCGAUUUACCCGGUUUUAUAGUUGAUCCUAUAUCAACAUUUCAAACGACAUUUUAUAUAUCCGGCUUAGCGCCGCUCACCUCCAACCAAUUGGUUGUGCUGGGUUGCCCAAAAGAAAAAGAUGCAGAGCGAAAAUCAUUAAGACCAGUACUAUCUGUAAUGGAAUAUAAGCUAAAUAGUAGUGAGGAGAUAUGCACCGACAGUCUUUCAUUGCGUGGCUACCAAGAAUAUACCGUGAACGAUUACAGUUUGGGUUGUAUUAUUGAAGAGAAUCGUUAUUUUAUUGUAGCACCAAAGGAUAUAGUAGUUGCUAGUCUAUAUGAAACGGAUGAUAGAGUCAAAUGGCUGGUCGACCAUCGCAAAUUUGAAGAAGCAAUGGAGGUUAUAUCAACCCAUGGCGGAAGUUGGACGCUAAUCUCUGUUGCCAAAUUGUAUAUAAAUCAUCUGCUAUCACUGAAGCAAUUCGAUGAUGCUGCUAAAUUAUGUCUACGAGUUUUGGGUAAUAAAAAAUCACUUUGGGAGGAGGAAGUAUUCAAGUUUUUCAAAUGUAGUCAACUACGUGCGGUCAGUGCUUAUCUACCUACCUCCGAUGACUGUAAACUUGAUCCACACGUUUACGAAAUGGUAUUAUAUGAGUAUUUGAAACAUGAUGCAAAAGGAUUUCUUAAUCUCAUCAAGGAAUGGCCAUCAAAUUUAUACAACUGCGCGGCGGUUAUAAAUGCAAUACACGAUAAUUUUCGUAAACAGAAUGCGAAUGAGCUGCUGGAGGCACUGGCCAUACUCUAUUUGCAUCAGCGCGAUUAUGAAAGUGCGCUGCGAAUGUAUUUAAAAUUACAAAAUGCAGACGUAUUCGAAAUGAUCAGACGUUAUGAUCUCUACGAUGCUAUACAUAAGAUGAUCAUACCACUCAUACAGUUAGAUCGUGAGCGUGCCUUUAAAAUAUUAUUUGAAAACAAGAAAAUUCCCCCUGAAAUUGUUGUGCAGCAAUUGGAGCAAAAUCAGGAGUAUUUAUAUUGGUAUUUAGAUGCGCUAGAUAAGGUUGACAAAAGUGGUAAAUACCAUUGGAAAUUGAUAAACCUCUACGCAAAGUAUGAACGCGAAAAAUUGCUACCAUUUUUGAAAGGUUCCAAUCACUAUCCCAUGCAAGAGGCAUUGGAUGUAUGUAAACGGGAAUUAUUUUAUCCCGAAAUGGUAUAUUUAUUAGGGCAAAUGGGAAACACAAUAGAAGCCUUGAAUAUUAUAAUUGAAAAGAUAAAAGAUAUUGAAAUGGCAAUAGAAUUCUGUAAAGAACACAAUGACUCGGAUCUGUGGAACAUACUAAUUGAUGAGUCAGUGAAGGAACCUGAAAUUGUACUAAAGCUGUUGGAUGGUAUUGUAGACUACGUCGAUCCCGUCGCUGUUGUUGAAAAAAUCAAACUCGGUCAAGAUAUACCAGGCCUACGAGAUGCGGUUGUUAAGCUGUUAUGGGACUACCGUCUGCAAGUUGAAAUUCGUAAAAGUGCGCAAAAUAUUCAGCAUGAGUUCUACUACAAGCAGCAUGCCAAAGAGGUCACCAUGCAAAAUCGGGGACAUUGUGUACCCUCUUCGGACCGCUGCAUGAGAUGUAAUCGGCCUGUGCUUACUUUGAAUGAACACAUUCCGCCCGUAAAUGAUCUUGUUAUUUUCUUAUGUGGUCAUGUUUAUCAUCAGAAAUGUGCACCGGGUAGCACUAUUAAUGAACGCUGUGAAUUUUGCAAUCCUAGCGAUUUGAAUAAAGACGAUCCUUUAGCUAUUAUGCUGCUUUUGCAAUAAA
Molecule: messenger RNA, 2697 nt
Organism: Ceratitis capitata (Mediterranean fruit fly)
Lineage: Eukaryota; Metazoa; Arthropoda; Insecta; Diptera; Tephritidae
Gene: lt
Product: vacuolar protein sorting-associated protein 41 homolog
Exons: 15
Coding region: 135-2696 (853 amino acids)
Biological process (GO): cellular response to starvation; protein targeting to vacuole; endosomal vesicle fusion
Cellular component (GO): late endosome; HOPS complex
Molecular function (GO): ubiquitin-protein transferase activity; protein binding
Source: RefSeq, a predicted model, not a curated record